Molecule: messenger RNA, 891 nt
Organism: Aspergillus aculeatus ATCC 16872
Lineage: Eukaryota; Fungi; Ascomycota; Eurotiomycetes; Eurotiales; Aspergillaceae
Product: mitochondrial 54S ribosomal protein bL27m
Exons: 1
Coding region: 1-891 (296 amino acids)
Biological process (GO): translation
Cellular component (GO): ribosome; mitochondrial large ribosomal subunit
Molecular function (GO): structural constituent of ribosome
Source: RefSeq, a predicted model, not a curated record
AUGUUCCAACCCCGUGGAGUUCUAGCGCCCUUCCGGGCUCUAGAACGAGCCAUUGCGCCCUCCACCCUUCGCGUCGCCUCGUACUCGACCUCGAUCCUCUCCUCCCGACCCAUCCUCAACUCCGCCAUCACAAACCCUUCCUCCUCGUCCACGACAUUACCAAGAAGCAACACCACCCGCCUCCUCCCGCCCACCACGACCUCUCUCCUCAACAACCUCCUCACCCAGCAACAAAUCCGUCACGCCUCGCACGCCUCCCAAGGAACCGCGAACCGACACUCGCGCGAUCCGGCCGGCAAGCGUCUCGGCGCGAAGCGCUCCGCCGGCGAGUACGUGGUGCCCGGGUGCAUCAUCUUCAAGCAGCGGGGGACGAAGUGGUUCCCCGGCGAGAACUGCGGCAUGGGGCGGGACCACACGAUCUACAGCAUGCAGUCCGGCUACGUGCGGUACUACCUGGACCCGGAGCGGCACCCGGACCGCAAGUUCAUCGGCGUCGUCUUCGAGAAGGACGGCAAGCUGCCCACGCCGCGCAACGCGCCCACCCGCCGCCGCCUCGGCCGCGUCGCCGUGCGCUUCGAUCCCGCCGACCUGCCCAUCAACCAGAAGCAAUCAUCCGACUUGGUGGCCGAGGUCACCGCGGAGGAGACGACGGUCGGGGAUGUGCCCGCUGUCGAUGCGGAGGCCGGCUUGCGGUUCCGCCCCGGCUACAUGUACCGUGAGGCGAACUGGCAGAUCGGUCGUGCCGCGGAGAAGGCCGGCAUCACCGCCUUGCCCCAUCGUCGCAAGAACCGCUGGCUGGCGUGGCGCAAGAGAACGGCCAAGGCUGAGCGCGUGGCUCAGAUGAAGAGCUUGAAGUCCUCCAAGAAGUCCGCUAAGAAGGCGAAGAAAUAG